Quercus robur (English oak) is the source of this 3176-nucleotide messenger RNA. RefSeq lists its product as uncharacterized. The coding region runs from base 333 to 2900 and encodes 855 amino acids. Gene Ontology annotation, molecular function: protein phosphatase binding; protein phosphatase regulator activity. The transcript has 19 exons. The record is from RefSeq and is a predicted model, not a curated record. Lineage: Eukaryota; Viridiplantae; Streptophyta; Magnoliopsida; Fagales; Fagaceae.
AAACUGGUUUUGUGGGAAUUCCCGAUUACCACAUUUUGUACUUUUGCCCCUCUCGUUCAUCAGCAAUACGCACUGGUCAGCUGCGAUUUUUUUGGCCUGCCCUCUCUCUCUCUCUAUCUCGAUCUUCACGGCCCUGGCCACUUUUCGAUCUCUCUCACGAAAAUUAGGGUUUUCAGCUCCAACGACCCUUACUCUGUCUAUCUCUCACAGCUCCCUCGAAUCUCGAGCUCUCCGCUCCCCUUUCCGUGACCUAGAUUUCCUCGCGGUUCUAGGGUUUACAGAUCUGCACAGCUCUUGCUUCGACCCCUGCCGAAUCUCGCUCUUUCUUCGACAUGUUUUGGAAGCUCACAUCUCUCUCUGCCUCUUCACCUGUGGAGUCAAUAUUAGACAAGGAGAAUUUUACUUUGGAAGAGCUGCUAGAUGAAGAAGAAAUAAUUCAAGAAUGCAAAGGAUUAAACAGUCGUCUUAUUAACUUUCUACGAGAUAGAGCUCAGGUGGAGCAGUUAUUGCGUUAUAUUGUUGAAGAACCCCCAGAGGAAUCUGAAAGCAAACGAGCCUUCAAGUUUCCGUUCAUUGCCUGUGAGGUUUUCACAUGUGAAAUUGAUGUUAUUUUGAAGACUUUGGUCGAGGAAGAGGAGCUGAUGAACAUACUCUUCUCAUUCUUGGAACCAACUCGUCCUCAUAGUACCUUGUUGGCCGGGUAUUUUAGCAAGGUUGUUGUAUGCCUUAUGAUACGGAAGACGGUCCCACUUAUGAAUUAUGUUCAAGCUCAUCAGGAUGUUUUUCGCCAGCUGGUCGAUUUGAUAGGAAUUACAUCUAUCAUGGAGGUUUUGGUUCGACUUGUAGGCGCUGAUGACCAUGUGUAUCCCAAUUUUAUAGAUGUGAUGCAAUGGUUGGCUGAGAGCAAUCUGCUAGAAAUGAUAGUGGAUAAACUAAGUCCAUCAAGUACUCCUGAGGUUCAUGCUAAUGCGGCUGAAACACUAUGUGCUAUAACUCGAAAUGCCUCGUCAGCCCUAGCCAUUAAACUUUCUAGUCCAAGCUUUGUUGCAAGGAUAUUUGGUCAUGCAUUGGAAGAUUCACAUUCAAAAUCUGGCCUAGUCCACUCGCUCUCUGUCUGUAUUUCUUUGCUAGAUCCUAAAAGAUCAGUUGCAGCUUCUCCCAUGUUUCAUUCUUUUCGAACUCAACAUAUGUAUGAGCCUCCAAUCACCAUUAACCCUGAGACAAUUGGUGCAAUGCUCCCCAAACUUGGUGACUUGCUUACACUUCUAAAUGUGUCUUCUGAUGAGAAGAUACUGCCUACAACAUAUGGAGAAUUGAGGCCUCCACUUGGGAAGCAUCGUUUAAAGACUGUGGAGUUCCUUGCAGUACUAUUGAGAACGGGCAAUGAUGCUGCAGAGAAUGAAUUGGUCAGCUCGGGAACCAUUCGACGAGUCAUUGAUCUUUUCUUUGAGUACCCAUACAAUAACUCAUUACAUCAUCAUGUGGAGAGUAUCAUAUUGUCAUGUUUGGAAAGCAAGAGUGAUACUAUUGUUAAUCAUCUACUUCAAGAUUGCAAUUUGAUUGGAAGGUUUCUCCAAAUGGAUAAAAAUCCAAUUCUUUCUGGUGACAAUGAUCAGCCAACAAUACCUGCUGCUGGAAAACGGGCACCUCGGGCAGGAAACCUUGGACACAUCACUCGUAUUUCUAACAAGCUUAUUCAGUUCGGAAACAGCCAAAGCCGCAUUCAGGCAUAUCUACAGGAAAAUAGUGAAUGGAAUGAGUGGCAAGCUACUGUUCUGCAGGAGCGCAACGCAGUUGAAAAUGUAUAUCGAUGGGCUUGUGGCCGUCCAACUGCAUUGCAAGAUAGGACAAGGGAUAGUGAUGACGAUGACCUUCAUGAUAGAGAUUAUGAUGUAGCAGCUCUAGCAAAUAAUUUGAGCCAGGCCUUCCGCUACAAAAUCUACGGGAAUGAAGAUGCCGAAGAGGACCACGGAACCCUUGAUCGUGAUGAUGAGGAUGUCUACUUUGAUGAUGAAUCUGCUGAGGUUGUGAUAUCAUCCUUGAGGCUAGGCGAUGACCAAGGGAGUAGUCUGUUCACAAAUUCCAACUGGUUUGCAUUCCAAGACGAAAGAAUUGGUCAUGCACCUGUGAGUACAUCAGAGAUGAUGGAUGACAUAAACUUAAAUGGAACUGCAAAUGGUGGUAACAGCAGUAGUGAUGAUGAAGUGGUGGUUGGAGAGGAUGAGGAGUUGGCUGAAAGCAAAGAUUCUGUCAAUGGCACAUCUAGUUCAAAUGUGAACUUCCUGAACGGGUUUACUGGGAGUGGUUCCGUGAAUGGUGGGAUUUUGAACAAGGAAAAUGAGAAGGCAAGUGGUUCCCAUGAUUUAGGAUUCUUCAGGUUUGAGACACCUGACAAUGAGGAGUUGUUUGGAGAUAGGCCUUUACCUGAUUGGGUGGGAUGGGGCGAUUCAUCUGAUCUGCAACAAGUUGGUGGUUCAAGCGUGAAUCCAUUUGUGGAUCAUGAUAACUCUGAUGCAAAUCCUUCUAGUCAAGAUCAGUUAGUGACUUCUGAUGCUAGUUCCCCAUCAAGUGGAGAAUCCAUACUUCCAAAUGGCUCUUCAACCACUACAGCUUCUAGUGGUGAUGGUUCAGUAGGUAGUGAUUCGAGUCAGAGAUCUGCUGCUGUGCCCUCAUUGUUUGAAGAGGAUGUUGAGUUUGUAGGUGUUGAAUUAGAAGGUACUGAGAAGGCUAUGGAACAGGCUCUUAAGGAGGGGAUAGUUGGGGAAGCAGGGCCAUUGAAGCGAAACAUUGUACAAAAGGUAUCAGAGAAGGAGAGUUCCGACGAGGGUGGACCUGGAAUGAAGGAGUUCAAUGAUGCAAAUUAUUGGAGGGUCGAUCAAGAGGUUGCUGUUUUAGAGUGACUGUGGGUGGACGCUGCUAUGUUUCAACCUUAAAAUAGGAUCCGACAGCAAUGGACCCCAUUUUUGGUUGGCACAUGGUCCUAUGCAGCAGAUGUAUGUACAGUAUAAUUUUGUUUUCUUAAGUGGACUUGAUAGUAGUCUGUGUCAUGGUUAUUGAUCUUUAUUAGUUAUUUGUUAUACUUUGUUGUUGUUUAUCAUUCAAGGUUUUGUUUCCUCUUUGUUACUGAUUUAUGGGGUUUCCCAGAUCCAUCAUAAUCAUAUUUAUUCUUGCUAAAA